Messenger RNA from Cynara cardunculus var. scolymus (artichoke), 873 nucleotides. RefSeq lists its product as uncharacterized. The transcript has a single exon. Bases 1 to 873 code for a protein of 290 amino acids. Lineage: Eukaryota; Viridiplantae; Streptophyta; Magnoliopsida; Asterales; Asteraceae. The record is from RefSeq and is a predicted model, not a curated record.
AUGGGUGACUUUAAUUCAAUGCUUUUUCCCCAUGAUGGGCUGGGGGGUUCUUCCAGGAGGAAUUCUGACAUGGAAGAGUUUCAUAUGUGUCUAGAGGAGGCUGAAUUAUUUGAUAUUGCGUAUCAAGGGUGUCAAUUUACUUGGAUCCAGAAACCUUCGGGGGGAGAGGGUGUUAURAGAAAACUUGAUCGUAUUUUGGGCAAUUCGAAUUUUCUUUCUCGGUUUGGGGAUGCCUCGACUUUUUUUGAACCUAGGGGGAUUUCUAAUCAUUCUCCGGGCGUUCUCUCUUUCCGUGUUGGACGUCGUAUUCGUCAGCGUGGCUUUAAGUUUGACAACUUUUUGACCUCUCAUUCGGACUUCCUUGCUUCGGUAGAGGAGGUCUGGUCGAAGCAUCAGAAUGGUUCUUACAUGAAGAGGGUUUUACGGAAACUGAAAGAUCUUAAGGUGGUUUGUCGGCGGCUCCGAAAUUCGUAUGGUUGUUUGGAUAAGAGGGUUGUUCAGCUCAAGACCGAACUUGAUGUUGCCCAAUUGGCUUGUGAUCUUCACCCGUUUAAUGAUUUGCUAAAGGAGGAUAUCGCCCACCUUUUAUUAGCUUAUCAAGAAGCCAGGAGUAAUCAGAUGGACUUGGCUCGACAAAAAGCGAAGAUAUCUUGGCUAAAUGAAGGGGAUGGUAAUUCUAAAUUCUUCUUUCAUGCUAUGAAAGAAAAACGCAAUCGGAACCAUAUUGCUAUGAUCAGGGACUCGGCUGGUGUCCUUUAUGAGGACCAGGCAGUAUCUACAGCUUUCAUUUCUCACUUUAAAGGGAUUCUUGGUACCUCUUCCAGUUUGGUUGCUUCUUCUAUGGGGGAUUGUGUGUUUCGUCAUGCUUUAUGA